UUGGACAAACACCUGAAAAUCCAUGACACUUGUGGCGUCAAUAACUUACACGGCAUGCCGGGAAUUAUUGGGGGCAUUGUUGGAGGAAUCACUGCUGCGACUGCCAAAGCUGAAACUUAUGGAUAUGACGGGUUGUACAAUAUCUGGGGGGCCAUGGCACCAAAGGCUAACACAACUGAAUUCACAAGACUGACGAAMCUUGGAUACAAAGACCUCUCAGCUGGUGAUGGAUUUACUGCAACAAAGAUGGGCGGAUAUCAAGUAGCCGCCGUGUUUGUUACUCUCGGAAUUGCUUUGGUUGGUGGUGCCAUUACUGGUCUUAUUGUCAGGCUGAGCGUUUUCGAGCCCCCAGAAGAAAAGCAACUGUAUAGUGAUGAGGACUAUUGGGAGGUCCCUGACGAUAACGUGCGAGUAGUUAUUGAAAAGAACGAAGGAAUUGAAGUUCACAAAUUGUGAUUCGAGUGAAGGCAUUCAAAGAGAUUUCUUAUGGCCUUAGUUGGCAGAUAGUUGGAAUGGUAGAAUUGUAAUUACAAUUCUCUAAGUUACAAUUCUCUAGAAACAGAAUUAGAAAGGUUAAACUGUUAUAGUCAUCUUAGACAAUGUAGCAACGUACUGYAAAAGCACUGCAUGAUGUAAUUUUGUAUUCUGUUUUAAUUAGAUGAAAUAUCACUAAAUGCACGAACGAUUUAUCGCACGAUAUAUUUGAUCAUCAUCAUAAUAGUGAUUAUAGAAUUGUUAUUCGGAACACUAAAGCAGUUUUUUAUGCUUGAUAUAUUGUUCGUGUGGCUUUUUUGUUUGCUUAUAUAGGCUAAGAGUGAACAUUAAUAUAAGCAAUUCAAAUAAUCAGGGUUGCAAAACGUGAGGUAGCUUAAAUCUGCGUUUUUGCGCUGAACAAUAGACCUCUGAAGCUUUUACGUCAUGCUGAGUUUAGGAUAUGUUUCGGACAAAACAUGGUAGAACGACGUUCUCUCCCCGAUUUUUUGAGGGGUGAGAAACGGAUGUACACAGGCUAAAAACAUGGCGGAUUUCUUUUGUUUUCUCAGGAAACUGAUCCCACAAUGCAUUGCAAAUCAAGUGGUGACGUCAAAAGUCCAGAAAUCUAUUUAUGACUAGUUUAACGCUUAUAACGGUCUCUUCUCUACAUAGUAGACAAAAGGACUUGCACGGAACACUAGAUCAUCUACGUCAAACACAAUUAAUAGACGUACUUCAAAGAUGGUCAUGUUUGUCUUCAARUAUAUGUUACGGAAAGAGCACAAAGAGUAGAGAUUGUAGUUGUUAUUUGCAAGCAUGCACAGCUCCUAGAAACAAUAUCCUUUAUUUUCGUCUCUCAUACCACUGUACAAUCAACGCACGGUGCCAUAAAAAGAAAUAAUGUCGGAUUUUAAAGAGGGUUUUUGCAUGCAUGUAAAGAAACACACAAAAUGCACUCCUCUCUUCAUUGCAUCUCAAGCACGAAUAUUUUAGCGUCUUUAUUUAGGACGAUAAAAAGUUUGUUGCUCACUGAUGAAAGAUAAUUAAACCAGCAUACACUAU
Messenger RNA from Exaiptasia diaphana, 1536 nucleotides. RefSeq names its product ammonium transporter Rh type C-like. The coding region runs from base 55 to 456 and encodes 133 amino acids. The record is from RefSeq and is a predicted model, not a curated record. Lineage: Eukaryota; Metazoa; Cnidaria; Anthozoa; Actiniaria; Aiptasiidae. Gene Ontology annotation, biological process: ammonium transmembrane transport; ammonium homeostasis. The transcript is spliced from 4 exons. Gene Ontology annotation, molecular function: ammonium channel activity.